AUAGAAGAAGAAGAAGAAGAAAAAGAAGAAGAAGAAGGAAAAACACGUGGUCCAUCGUUGAAGAGUGACGUCCCUGAGGGAAAUUGAGGUGAGAAAAGGGGCAGAGGCAGCCGUGCACGAACGCCAUGUCGAUGUUCAACCCUCUAGUUCGUUCUCGUUACACAGUUCUUGUCUAAAAGUCUAAGUUAUCUUAGUUGGGGAAAGACAACAACAAAAAAAGAACGUUGUGAAAUAGGAAAAGAGAGUAAUAAUAAUCGAAAGAUUUUAGUGCACAUAAAAAAAAAAAAAAAACAAAAGGAAAGCUCGUAGGAAUAAUCUUGAGAAUAAAAUUAACGAAAUAACUGGCGAAAUUACUCUUGCACGAAGCAUUGGGCUAUGAAUGAAGACCCAACCUUUUCAUCUCGAGGUUUUGGCAGUUUUGCUAUUGUCAGUGAUACCCUGGCCAGGUCCAAGUGUUUUUAAAAUAUCAUGCCCCCGCGAUCGUGCUUCGGUAGUGAGGAGGAUAGUUCACAAGAGAUGGAUACCUAUCCUGAAAAAAUAUCAGGUAGAGCUACCCUUAGAAUGUCCCUUUCACGAAAGUCGAGAUAUAUUUCGACCUCAACAACGAGCAAAACAUCAGCACAGACCGUCGCAAUGGACCUGCGGCCUCUGCGGCAAAUCCUUUUACGCGGAGAAACAUCUCGACGCGCAUUUCGAUAACAGACACAAAAGUAACGUUAAUACGGCGGAAGACGCCGUGUGCCUUGCCGACUACUGCGACAUUAUGAGAUGCGAAGUAUUGGGAAAUCGUGAUUUUGAAAGUUCGAUGGACGACGAGGACGAUGAUGGGGGUCAUCUCAAUACCGAUAUACAAGUGUGGAAGGAAAAUACGGAACAACGUAGUACUUCGGUAGUUCCGUGUUCGCGAGAUGUAGGAAGGAGCAAUUAUCGUCCUUCAUCUUCAUCUUCCACGGACAAAUCCUGCGCACUUGCAGCUACGAAAAACGACCUGCAACGUUCGUAUUGUCGACGUGCCGACGCUGACGUCCUGAAAAAUCAUCGACUAGCCGAUUCCUCAUCUUCUUAUCGUCGCAACGAGAUAGCUGGUCCUGAAAAUAACAGUGACGCGUGUGACAAUGACGAUGAAGACGACGAAGACGAUGACGAUGAAGACGACGACAAUGACGAACGGGAUGACGAAAAUAACGAGGAUGACGAUGAUGAAGAAGACGAUGACGAGGAAAACCUGGUAGAAUCUGCCCUACCUGCCGUUGAUAAAAAACAAAGACGCAGAGGGAUACAUCUUAGGAAACUCAAAUCGAAUUGCAAGCCCGAGGAACUUCAGAAGCUCAAGUUACAAUGUGAAAUACUCGUCCGCGAUUGUAUCGCGGGACUUCUCGCAAAUCUUUCGGUUCGAGACUUUCAAGAAAUCGAAGGUGAACUUAACCGGGCUAUCUGUUGGUACCUUAGUUGUGAUAGAUAUUGGGAGGAUACUAAACGACAACAACGUCAGACACCUUGGUAUCUGCUCGCUACGUUUAUGGCUCUUUUCUGCACUUCGAUUUAUGCCUGCUAUUACGUCAUCUGGGUUCUCUUCAAUACCGGAGACGAAGAGAGGCUCGACAAUUCGGGAAGUUACAACGAUGGAAGUCUUACGGGUACGUCAUCGUUACACGAUCAGAGUGGUCAUGGCGAGGGUAGAUUGAUAGAUAGAAGAAAAAUGGAUGGUGAAGACGAUAAUCUAACAUCUACGAACGAAGAAAUGCCAGAUCAUUACAUAUACGUCGCAUAUCCCCCAGAAUUGAAACGUCGUCUCUUGGAAAGCUGCUACAACAGGACUACCAGACUAUGAGACCGAAACGAAAGAGGACGAUUGUUUCGUAUCCAUCUUGAACACGACUGCACUACAAAUGAAGGCACUCUUUUCUCUUUCUCUCUCUCUCUCUUAAUCUUUCUCUCUAUUUCUCUUUGUCUUCGUGUUUUGUAUACCAAAUCUAUUCGAAUAAAUUGCAACGUAAGACAGGAAUCUUUUAUCGUAGAAAUAAAAAAAAAAAAAAACGACC
Polistes dominula (European paper wasp) is the source of this 2042-nucleotide messenger RNA. RefSeq lists its product as uncharacterized. The record is from RefSeq and is a predicted model, not a curated record. Lineage: Eukaryota; Metazoa; Arthropoda; Insecta; Hymenoptera; Vespidae.